Rotaria sp. Silwood1 is the source of this 729-nucleotide messenger RNA. The record is from the annotation of a GenBank genome assembly. Lineage: Eukaryota; Metazoa; Rotifera; Eurotatoria; Philodinida; Philodinidae.
AUGUUUAAUUUUGUACGAAAUUGGUUGUUUCUUAAUGAAACCGAUACAUUGCCAAUAUGGAGUUGUGGUAAAAGUCCAGUAGCCAAUGGCGUUGCGCGUAUUAUUGGUGGCCAGAACGCAGUUCGUAAUUCAUAUCCGUGGAUGGUUUUAUUAGAAACAGAGUUUUCCACUGAUUUGUACAAAUGUGGGGGAGUACUUCUUAGCCAGCUUCAUGUUCUUACUGCUGCUCAUUGUAUGAUCGAUGAUGGAAAUCCACAGAAUGUAACUGUAUUUGCUGGUAUUCAUCAUCGUGAAGAUAGCAAGUAUAGAGUACUUGCCAGGACUAUUACGAUUCAUCCCUGGUACGACAAAAAUACAUUUGCCAAUGACAUCGCCAUUGUAACACUUCGCUCUGCAUUGCCUUCGAACGAUUCACGCAUCGGCACGAUUUGUUUACCGUCUGAUAAUCCUCUGCUACCGAAUCGGGAUGCAGUUGCAAUCGGCUGGGGAUGUACUACCUAUGAUGGUGACUCAUCAGAAAUACUCAAAGAAGUUACUUUGAGGAUACUUGAUGCAAGCAUACAGGAAUGCAGACAAGAGAAGUUGUUUCCAGCAAGAAAGAUCUGUGCAGGAGAACUUGGAGGUGGUCGUGAUACGUGCCAAGGCGACUCAGGUGGACCACUCAUGAUUCGAAAUGCUGAUGGCCGUUGGGAGGUAAUUGGCAUCACCUCAUACGGUAAUAUAGGGUAA